Molecule: messenger RNA, 2025 nt
Organism: Polyodon spathula (Mississippi paddlefish)
Lineage: Eukaryota; Metazoa; Chordata; Actinopteri; Acipenseriformes; Polyodontidae
Product: solute carrier family 22 member 7-like
Exons: 10
Coding region: 102-1757 (551 amino acids)
Biological process (GO): transmembrane transport
Cellular component (GO): membrane
Molecular function (GO): transmembrane transporter activity
Source: RefSeq, a predicted model, not a curated record
AGUAUAAGUAGUAGAAAGCGUUGCCUGGCACUCUUCUAUCCUCUCAGUUUCCACCAAUUUUAAAAGAAGAAGCAUAUCCACACUGACUAAGCCAGACAACGAUGAAGUUUGAAAACAUCCUGGCAGAUAUUGGAGGCUUUGGGAGGUACCAGAUUUUUCUUUUUGUCAUCCUAUGCGUUCCCAGAGUAACUCUCCCGUGGCACUUUCUUCUCCACAACUUCAUUUCAGCUGUACCCACUCACCACUGUGCCAUCUCAGACCCAGACAAUGGCAAAAUCUUUGGGAACCUUACUGCACAUCAGAAACUUGCUGUCAGCAUCCCGGUCGAGCCUAGUGGGACUUUCAGCUCCUGCAAGAUGUUCUCUGAGCCCCAGUUUCAACUGCUUUCCAACUCCUCUGUGGAGGCUGGAGAUGUUGCUGUGACUGUGGAGUGUCAGUAUGGAUGGGUUUAUGAUGCAUCUAUAUUCUCCUCAACUGUAGCAACAGAGUGGGACAUGGUUUGCAACAAGAAAGGACUGAAUCAAGCUAGUGCCAUUUUCUUCUUCAUUGGUGUGAUGAUAGGAGCCAUCGUAUUUGGCGGCCUCUCAGACAAAUUUGGAAGAAAGCCAAUGCUCUUAGCAUCCUUUAUUUUAUCUAUAGUGUUUGGAGUGGCAGCUACAUUCUCUGUCUCCUAUGUAAUGUUUGCCAUAAUGAGGUCUCUCACAGGAUUUGGACUUACUGGGAUAGUUAUUAUCUCCAUGUGCCUAACUAUUGAGUGGGUUGAUAUUGAGCACCGAACUUUUAUUGGAGUCUUUGGUAGCAUGGUUUGGUCUGCUGGGAAUAUGAUGCUUGCAGCGAUAGCUUAUCUGAUCAGAGACUGGAGAUGGCUGCUCUUAGCUGUCACCUCCCCACUUGUUAUAUGCUGCAUCGUUUGGUGGUGGAUCCCAGAGUCAGCAAGAUGGUUGCUAGCCAAUGGCAAAGUACACGAGGCUCACAUGUACCUUUCAAAAUGUGCAAAAAUGAACAAUAGGAAAGACACCUUAUCCAAAAUAACCCCAGAGAUGCUUUCUAGGCUUGUGACUGUAGAGGGAAAAAACAAGAAUUAUACCUAUUUGGAUCUGGCGAGAACUCCAAAGAUGAGGAGGCUUGCAAUCUGCACUGGAAUUAUAUGGUUCGGCGUUGCUCACACUUACUAUGGAAUCAGCCUAAAUAUUACUGGGUUUGGUCUAAACAUCUACCUUACCCAGUUUAUUUAUGCAGCAAUUGAAGUGCCUGCUAAACUGCUGGUCUACUGCAUGCUGAAUAGGAUUGGAAGAAGGCACAGCCAGGCCUGGUCCUUGCUUUUCACUGGAGCGUGUUUGGGAAUCAAUCUGUUUCUUCCUUCAAGUAUGGUACCGGUUCGCUCUGUAAUUGCUAUCCUUGGGAAAGGCUCGUCUGAGGCGUCCUUUACCAUAGUUUAUCUUUACACGACAGAGCUGUACCCAACAGUUGUCAGACAAAAUGGCAAUGGCUACACCUCAUUCAUGGCUCGACUGGGCGUGUCUGCUGCUCCGCUGAUAAUGCUACUGGAAGACAUCUGGAAGCUUUUCCCUCAAACCAUAUUCUGCUCAGUCGCAAUCCUGGCUGGCUUCACAGCAUUCUUCCUUCCUGAAACUCAAAAUCUUCGCCUACCUGAAACUAUUGAAGAUGUCGAGCAGACAAGAAAAAGGACAAUCGCCAUAUCAGAUCAAGAAAGAACAGACAUCUCACUGAAACCCCUCAAUUGUGAUUUAAAAUAAAAUGUAUCCUAAGCUGAGGCAGGAACCUGCUUUAUCAACACAAAACUGGAAUAAAAGUAACCCAGCGGUUUCAAACAAACAAAUGAAGGUGGAAACAGCAACACUUGGGUCAAUCAAAUCUACAGUAUUGUGUUCAUGGUGACCAAAACAUUCCCGUUCAAUACUUUAGCGUGGUAUCUAAUUUUGAUCUUAUUAGGUAUUUUGUAUCUUGCUCUUAAAUUGUACUGUAAUUCUUGAUAUGUAAUUUUUGUAUACAACUGUAAGUCAC